Molecule: messenger RNA, 567 nt
Organism: Darwinula stevensoni
Lineage: Eukaryota; Metazoa; Arthropoda; Ostracoda; Podocopida; Darwinulidae
Source: the annotation of a GenBank genome assembly
AUGUGCCGGUUCAAACAUGAAGUGAAUCCAAUGAUUCAUCGUGGAGAAGGAGCCAUUGGUGGAGGACAGUCGAUAUCUGGCGCCGAGGCUGAUGAGGAUUCUUCCCAGUGGCUCGAUGAUCAGUCUGCACGACAGCACGGCAUGGAAAUCCUCUUGGAAAUUCCAAGUGAGAUUCAUGAUCGUCCUUGUUCCCCACUCGAAACGUCCGAAGGGUCGCGACGCGAGCUCGCCGAUGGAGAUGGAGCACGGUCAGAUCUCGGGGCGUCUCGUGAGAACAAUGUGAUCGGGAUGGAUCAGAACGAGACGGGGAUAAUUCAGAGGGGGAUCCGGGAAGUCGGACGUCUCUUCUACCUAGCGGAUCCGUGGGAAACGUCUUUCGAGAAGCCAGAGGAGGUUCCUGACUAUGUCACUCAGGCGGUUCCGUAUUUCUUUCUUGGGAUCAUCUUGGAAAUAGCAAUCCUCUGGAAGCAGGGGAAACCCCCCAUUCGACUCGACGAUGGCAUGGCCUCCAUGGCCGGCGGAUUCCUCAUGGAAAUCACACGGUCAGUCGGAGCUUCCACAUCUUAA